Molecule: messenger RNA, 914 nt
Organism: Solanum dulcamara
Lineage: Eukaryota; Viridiplantae; Streptophyta; Magnoliopsida; Solanales; Solanaceae
Product: actin-depolymerizing factor 2-like
Exons: 3
Coding region: 169-582 (137 amino acids)
Biological process (GO): actin filament depolymerization
Cellular component (GO): cytoplasm; actin cytoskeleton
Molecular function (GO): actin filament binding
Source: RefSeq, a predicted model, not a curated record
CCACCGAAUAGCAAGGGUAGAAUUAGGGAUUCUUCAGACAAAUUUCCUUUGUUAUCUCUCCAAGUCCUCUCUCUAGUCCUCAACGCUCCUCUCUCUCUCUACAGUUACAUAUAAAAAAAAAAGUUCAAAAAUAUCAGCUCAGAUCCUUUUGAUCUUCUCGGAUUCACGAUGGCUAACUCUGCAUCAGGCAUGGCUGUGCACGAUGAUUGCAAACUGAAAUUUUUGGAGUUGAAAACUAAAAGGGCCUUCCGCUUCAUAGUAUUCAAGAUCGAGGAAAAGCAAAUCAUUGUGGAAAAGCUUGGUGAGCCAGCUGAAAGUUACGAGGACUUCUGUACACACCUGCCUGCAGAUGAGUGUCGUUAUGCAGUCUAUGAUUUUGACUUUCUGACAAAGGAGAGUGUACCAAAGAGCAGGAUCUUCUUUAUUACAUGGUGUCCCGAUACCUCUAAGGUUAGAAGCAAAAUGAUCUAUGCUAGUUCCAAGGAUAGAUUUAAGAGGGAGCUGGACGGGAUUCAGAUUGAGCUGCAAGCAACUGAUCCUACUGAGAUGGGUCUGGAUGUUUUCAAAAGCCGCGCCAACUAAAUAAACUUCUAUAGUUCAACAUUGGAUGUUCUCUUUACUUUGUCGAAGAGAAAUGUAAUAGUUGUUGGGACAGGAGCUCGGCAAAGAUAUGAUACUGGUCUGUUGUUAAACUCUAUUUGAAAGGCUUGUCAACUUGUAGACAUUUAUGUGGUUUUGAUCUUAUUUUGUGAUGUUGUUUGUGUUACUCAUACCAUAAGUAGCUUUUGGGGCUGGUACUAUCAACAAAUGUUACUGUAUUGCUCUUUUUAGACUUUGUAUGUUUCUCCUUAUUCUGUUUCAACCUUUGUAACCCAUUUAUUCAUUAUGAUGCUGGUUGGCUGCUGCUACGAUAA